Messenger RNA from Gossypium raimondii (Peruvian cotton), 2124 nucleotides. RefSeq names its product probable DNA primase large subunit. NCBI's taxonomy places the organism in Eukaryota, Viridiplantae, Streptophyta, Magnoliopsida, Malvales, Malvaceae. Gene Ontology annotation, biological process: DNA replication, synthesis of primer. The coding region runs from base 174 to 1532 and encodes 452 amino acids. The record is from RefSeq and is a predicted model, not a curated record. Gene Ontology annotation, cellular component: alpha DNA polymerase:primase complex. The transcript is spliced from 19 exons.
CAAAUUCAGCACACACAGGUGGUCCAUUUCCCGCCAAUUUUCCAAAUUCUCUCAACUUUUUGCCGCGCUUUUGCAGUCUUCCCCAAGGGUUUUAUUUUGGAAACAAAAGGAAAAGGGAAAACGCCGUUAGUAAGCUCGGUAAUCGGAAUUGCACACUGAAAAAAGGAGAAGAAAUGGAAGUAGUUCAAUCUCAUAGGAAAUCCAGUUCCAACAAUGUCAUCGUUUCCAUUCUUCCUCUCUACCGAUCGGCCCCUCCCCUCGAAGUCCGUCUCGAAGAUUUCGAGUUCUUCGCCAUUGAUCGCCUCCGAGUUCUUAAAGGUAUCUCAGAUGGACUAUGCCGUGGAAAGAAACCUGAAGAAAUGGAAAAAUUGGUACUGGAUCUUUGGAAAGCAAAUAUGAGACAUCCGCAGGCAGUGGAGGAAGUAAACAAGGAUAUCAUAUCACAUUUCGUUCUUCGCCUUGUGUACUGUAGAACGGAGGAGUUAAGGAAAUGGUUUCUGUCCAUGGAGACUACCCUCUUCCGCCACCGGUUUCGCUGGGAAAGCUCUGAGGCACAGAGGGCAUUGAUGUCUGAGUUUAAGCUUCCCUACAAGGCAGUCAGCAAUGCGGAAUUUGAGAGUCUGAAGGAUAAAUUAGGCCAAGUUGCACGCUCUAUGGGUCAGACUUUAGCUGCUGCUGAUGCAAUAUUCUACAAGGUGCCCUUUGAAGAAGUUCCUGAUCUUGUAGCUGGUCGUCGAGUGUUUAUACAUAAAGGGCAUGCUUAUGUUGCUAUUAAUCAGGUGGUUUCUCUUGUUGUCACACAAUUUCGAAGUUAUCUAUCGAAGGCACUCAUUUUAACAAACAGAAAAUGGACAUCUACCAUUAGAGAACAAGAGAAGGAUCGCCUGACUCCUAUUGUGGAAGCACUAUGCACAAGCUAUCUGGGUCCUGAUUACUCUCAGCAACAAGAAUUUGGGGAGAUAUCUAUUAAGGACAUUGAUCAAGUUGCUAAGACUUCAUUUCCACUAUGUAUGCGCCACCUACUUGAAAAGGUCAAAGAGGAUCAUCAUUUAAAGCAUGGUGGUAGGAUGCAAUUAGGUCUUUUCUUGAAGGGUGUUGGGCUGAAACUUGAUGAUGCCUUGGCAUUUUGGAAAGCGGAGUUUGCACCAAAGGUUAGUGCAGAGAGGUUUGACAAGGAAUAUGCAUACAACAUACGCCAUAAUUAUGGAAGAGAAGGGAAGAGAACAGAUUAUACACCUUAUUCCUGUCAAAAGAUUAUCUCGGUAACUCCUGGCAUUGGUGAUCAUCAUGGCUGCCCCUAUAGGCAUUUCAGUGAGGAGAAUUUAAGGGCUGCACUUGUAAGAAUGGGAGUAAGCAGUCGUGCAGUAGAGGAUGUAAUGGACAAAGUGCACAAUAGGCACUAUCAGUUAGCAUGUACCUUAACGUUUGAAGCUGUUCAUGGCUCAUCAUGUGAUGCUGGUAUCAAUCAUCCAAACCAAUAUUUCAUUGACAGCCAAAGGGUUCUGCAAUCAAAGAAUGGUUCUGUGGCAUGAGGAGACUCGAGGGCAUCAGUGGUAGUCAUUACAUAUGUUGCACUCACUUUGUAAGGCAGGUUAGAGGAACUGCAAUGAUUGUUUAGAUACUAAACUGAACUGGAUAACAUUUUAAUUUGUUAGUUAGCAUUAGCAUAUAUCUUCAAUUCUAGAAACCCCAUCUGUUAAGAGUUGGUUAUACGGAGUGAGCAUAUCAUUUUAGCUUCUUAAACCAGCUCCAGAUUACAGCAUUAUGUUAAUAUUAAAGAAGAAAAAAAGGUUGCCCCAUGCCCCAAUUUGUGUAAAAAAUAUAGAUUGCUUUUGUUGGGGGGGGGGGGGUGGGGGGUGUUGUAGUCAGGUUGUAAUUUAGUUUGGAGGUGCAACCAAUGAACAGCUAUGAAGAUGGUGGUUCACCUUCUCUAUUUUGAUUUUGAUUUUUGUUGGUUAAGGGCUGUGCCCAACCUAUCAACCUAUGGAAUGUGGUCCAUGACGGGGAAAACAAACACUGAUUAUUGUGUUAUUUGAUUGGGACACUCUUAAUCUUAUUAUACUCUACAGCAGCAAAAAAGUUGCCAAGUGUUCACCUUUGCUAAGGAUGAGCCUUUAUGUUCUA